Saprolegnia diclina VS20 is the source of this 1936-nucleotide messenger RNA. RefSeq lists its product as hypothetical. NCBI's taxonomy places the organism in Eukaryota, Oomycota, Saprolegniomycetes, Saprolegniales, Saprolegniaceae. The transcript has 6 exons. The record is from RefSeq and is a predicted model, not a curated record. Bases 26 to 1891 code for a protein of 621 amino acids. Gene Ontology annotation, molecular function: protein binding.
GCCAACUCGAUUAUAAGUCGGUGGCAUGGCCGACGACGACGAGCUCGAACGCGGCGCGCACCUCAAGCUCGCGCAGCGCCACCGCGUCGUCGUGCCCGGAACGCUCCACGGGCCUCGUGUGUGGCAGGCCGAGCUCCACUCGCCCGGAACGCUCGGCGCGGCCUCGGUGACGUUCUCGACCUCUGGCAACCUCCCCAAAGAGAGCAAGCUCGUGUUUGUGUUUCCAGACACGGGCUGGGGCUUUCCCGAUGUGCCGCUUGUCGUGGUUGCCGCGUCCGCGGGGCGUCCGUCGCCGCGCGCCAAGGCGGUGUGGCACCGCGCCACCCACACGCUCGACGUCACGACCCUCGACGAAGACAUCGAGGCCGGUGCCAUGAUCACGCUGACCGUGGCCGGUGUCGCGACACCGGCGUGCGCAACGCCAAGCGGGGAGCUCGUCGCGACGACGUUCGAGAAGAAGGUCGCUCGCAACACGGUGCCGCCCUCGACUCGCGGCGGCCACGUGAUUGACGGUCCAACGCGCAUGACGAUACCGUCGCUCGUCCCCGGGUUGAUCGCGGGCGAGCGCCGUUGGAUGCCACUCAAUUGCUGUCCGAAUGCCGUCGCAGACGUAUCGCUCGACUUGAAAGUCACGGGUUCGAUUCCCGCCGGCGGAAAAAUUCUUGUCGAACUCGCCCAUGACGGCGGCUGGGACAUGGACGCGACGCCAAAGAUUUCGCUCGACGUGCGACCACCGACGUCCUUGCAUGUGUUGGGCCCUGUCGCCGUCACCGCCACGUGGCACAAGGACCAGCAAGCACUCGAGAUGCGUCUACUCGACGGUUUGAUCCCGAUGCAGAGCACGAUCAAGCUCCUCGUGCACCAAGUGCACAACCCUGUUGGCGAGCGCCCCGAGGCCAUCGCCCGUGUCACGACGCUGGUCAGCAACGGCGGCGUCAUUGACGGACCUGUUAAAGUCACCAUGGCGCGCAUCAGUGAGCUUCGCGAGCUCGACUUUGCAAAAGCCUCGGAGGCAUUUGCCCGCCACGACCCAAAGGACGGACUCUUGACGCUCGAGACCGUGGUCGCGGCGCUAAAAGAGCUCUCGAUUCGUACAAGUGUCGACGCACUUCGAACGUCGGGGCUGCAGUGCACACCCAUCGAGGAGCCCAACCCCGCGGCCGCGGCUCCUCCCGUGCACAAGAAGGGCGAGGUCGCGCCCGUCAUUCCGCCCACCAUCACCCGCGACGGCGUCUCCCAUGAAGCCUUCCUCAACUACUUUACCACCGUGUACACGCCAGCGUUCAAAUUUGGGGAGGAACUCCGCACGGUCGCAGGUCGAGGGCUCCUCCCGCGCCUCCGCGAGCUGGCGCUCAACGGCUGCGACGUCAACGCCAAAGACGGUGCGGGGUGGACGGCUCUGCAUUAUGCAGCAGAACACGGCGCGCUCAAGGCGAUUCAUGCCCUCGUUGACGCCGCCCCCGCCCUUCACGUGGACGCUGUCGACGUGGCCGGCUGGACACCGCUCAUGUGUGCGGCGGCCAACGGGCACAUCACUGUCAUCUCUCGACUUCUCGAGCUCGGUGCGAACGUCAACCACAAGAGCAAGGAGGGGCGCACCGCGCUCCACUGGGCAGCCUCCCGCGGCAUGGAAGGCGCGGUGAGUUUUCUGCUGCUUGGCGGCGCCGAGAUUGACGCGAUCGACCGGAGUAAAUGGACGGCCCUGCAUUGCGCGGCCGUCCACGGCAACGUCGGGUGCGGGAAGCUCCUAUUGGAGUACGGUGCCGACCUCGCGACGACCGAUGCACUCGGGCGGAGCGGAUGGACGUACUGGGACGCUCCCGCUGCCGCGCUUCUCCAAGGACACAUUGAGAAGCUCCAGGCCAUGGGGAUGCUGGCCAAGAAGAGCUAAUCUACUGACAAUAAAAGAAAAUGCAAAAAAAAAAGAAUACACACG